AUGGCAGACAGAUUGUUUAUAUUGGAUUACGGCGGUGGAAACACACGUUCACUCACAAAUUCAAUCAAGAGAUUAGGCUACGAAUUUGAAUGGGUUAAGGAGCCCAAAGAUCUUGCAAAUGCUGAGAAACUUAUAUUCCCUGGCGUUGGCAACUGUGGUCAAGCUGUAAAGAGCUUACACAACUCCGGUUUGUUUGAGCCACUACGCCAGUACGUCUUAUCAGGUAAACCUUACUUUGGUAUUUGCAUUGGUAUGCAAGUCCUAUUCGAAACUUCAGCAGAAUCGCCGCAGGACAAAGGGUUCGGCGUUAUACCUGGUUCUGCCGCCAAGUUUACAACAAGCGCAGUAGAUCCAAAGAGAGUUCCUCAUAUGGGUUGGUCUGCUGCUAGAAGGUUGUCAAACUCAUCGCAGAAUCCAAUCAACGGCGUUAGAGAUGAUUGUCAUUACUACUUUGUGCACUCAUACGCUGUACCCUACAAUCCAUCCAAGUUAGCUGGCUGGGCUAGCACAAUAACUCAAUAUGGUAAAGAAAUCUUUGUUAGUUCAGUACAACGUGGAUCUGUUUUAGGUACUCAAUUUCACCCUGAGAAAUCUGGAGAAGCUGGUCUUGAUCUUCUCAACAGCUUCCUCAAGACAAAGGCCGAACUUAAUCCAUUAAAGAGCUUAACAAGCUACCCAGAACCAGUUGAUGUUGAAUUAAAUGAGAAAGAUGAUCUUGUCAAGCGUAUUGUCGCUUGUUUGGAUGUACGCUCUAACGAUAAUGGUGAUUUAGUGGUCACAAAGGGAGAUCAGUAUGAUGUUAGGGAGGAUGACAACAACCCAGAAUCAACAGAUGCUGCUUCGAGCAAGCGUGAGGUCAGAAACCUCGGUAAACCUGUUGAAUUAGCUAGACGUUACUUCAGUGAAGGUGCAGAUGAAGUCGUCUUCUUGAAUAUCACUUCAUUCAGAAACUCCCCAUUAGGUGAUCAGCCAAUGUUAGAAUUAGUUAAGGCUGCUGCUGAGACUAUCUUUGUUCCACUUACAAUAGGUGGUGGUAUUAGAGAUAUGGUCGAUCCAGAUGGUACUCGUCACUCUGCAUCAGAAGUAGCACACGCAUACUUUAGAUCAGGUGCGGAUAAAGUCUCAAUUGGCUCAGAUGCUGUAUAUGCCGUUGAAGAACUGCUCAACAGAAUUAAAACCAAUACUCAACCAAUACUGACUGGUCAAUCAGCUAUCGAAACAAUCUCAGCUGGCUACGGUGCACAAGCUGUCGUUGUAUCUAUUGAUCCAAAGAGAGUUUACUUUAACCCUAACAGUGAAAAACCAUCUGAAGAGCAUCUCCCUUCGGUCAUUUACGGAAAAGACGCUAAAGCUAACACAACGGAUGAGGAGAGAAAGCUAGCUUGGUGGUAUCAGUGUACUGUUCAAGGUGGUAGAAGUUAUAGAGAUGUGGAUGUCGUUCAACUCGCAAAAGGCGUUGAAUCACUUGGCGCAGGUGAAAUACUACUCAAUUCAAUCGAUAGAGAUGGUUCAAAGAGAGGUUUCGAUGUUGAUCUCAUUCAAUUGGUUAGAGAAUCAGUAAGCAUUCCUGUCGUCGCAUCUUCCGGUGCAGGUGAAGCUCAACACUUUGCUCAAGUCUUUGAUGCAACAAAUGUCGAAGCUGCUUUAGGUGCAGGUGCAUUCCAUAGAAAAGAGUUACCAAUAGAAGAUGUGAAGAAUGACAUGCGUCAAAAAGGCUUAAAAGUAAGAACUGAACUUCCUAAAGAAUUAGUACAAAAUUUGAGUCAAGGUAAGGUUAUAUUACAAUAG
Wallemia ichthyophaga EXF-994 is the source of this 1788-nucleotide messenger RNA. Its product is annotated as Imidazole glycerol phosphate synthase hisHF. The record is from RefSeq and is a predicted model, not a curated record. The transcript is spliced from 2 exons. The coding region runs from base 1 to 1788 and encodes 595 amino acids. NCBI's taxonomy places the organism in Eukaryota, Fungi, Basidiomycota, Wallemiomycetes, Wallemiales, Wallemiaceae. Gene Ontology annotation, biological process: L-histidine biosynthetic process. Gene Ontology annotation, molecular function: imidazoleglycerol-phosphate synthase activity; oxo-acid-lyase activity.